AUGACACGAAUCUUUCUUACGUCCCUUUUAUUAUUCCACUUGUUCCUUGUUCCUUCCAAAGCUGCAGAAGGAUUACAUAACCCACAAUUACCAUUUCGAUUUCCAUUUCCAUUUGGAUUUCCAGGUCGUGUAGAAGAACCACCACAAGAAUAUGAACAGGACAAGACAGAUGAUAAACAAACUAAUCAAUUGAAUCCUAAUCUCAGGGAAGGGUUCUACAGCGACACUUGCCCAAAUGCAGAAAAAAUUGUGGCUGAUGUGCUCGCUAAUACUAUUAAGAAAAAUCCAAACGCAGUUGCUAACCUCAUUCGUCUUCAGUUCCAUGACUGCUUCGUUGUUGGAUGCGACGCAUCGGUCUUGCUAGAUUACUCAAGAGACGGUGGGGACCAAGUUGAGAAAAGCUCAAUGUUCAACGGUCUACUCCUGAAAGGAGCUGAUCUAAUCGAUGAAAUAAAGACAAAACUAGAGGAACAGUGUCCCCAAACAGUUUCAUGUGCUGACACACUGGCAUUUGCAACCAACGAGGCAAUGACACUGGCUGGUUUGCCACCUCGAAAACCCCUUGGUGGUCGAAGAGAUGGAUUGGAUUCACGUGCAACCGUUGCUGAAGACAACAACCUCCCUUUGCCAAACUGGUCCAUGGAUCAAAUGUUAGAACUCUUCAAUAAAAAAGGGUUCAAUGCAGAAGAAAUGGUUGUCCUACUUGGUGCACAUUCGGUUGGUUAUGCUCAUUGUGAUGUGUUUGUGGAAAGGUUGAACAACUUUCAGAAGAGUGGGAAACCAGACCCUGAACUUCCUGGUCCAGUGAUUAAUGAACUAAAAGGGGAAUGCAAGGACCCAGGGACUCCUCAGUAUAGAAACCCCCCUGUGAGUUUUGAUGAGACACCAACUCUGCUUGAUAACCUCUUCUUCAAGAACUUGGUGGAGAGAAAGAAGUCUUUGCUCAUUACGGAUUCUCAUUUGAUCGCUGAUCUUAGGACUACCCCUAUUGUGCAACAGAUGGCAGCUGAUGCUGAAUUGUUUAGAAAGAGGUUUGCUGAGGUCAUGGUUAAGCUUAGUUCUCUUAAUGUGCUCACUGGGAAUGAUGGAGAAGUUAGGAAGAUUUGUAGGUCCUCUAAUUGA
This is a messenger RNA of Abrus precatorius (Indian licorice), 1122 nucleotides long. Its product is annotated as peroxidase 28-like. NCBI's taxonomy places the organism in Eukaryota, Viridiplantae, Streptophyta, Magnoliopsida, Fabales, Fabaceae. Gene Ontology annotation, molecular function: heme binding; peroxidase activity. Gene Ontology annotation, biological process: response to oxidative stress; hydrogen peroxide catabolic process. The record is from RefSeq and is a predicted model, not a curated record. The transcript has 2 exons. Bases 1 to 1122 code for a protein of 373 amino acids.